Messenger RNA from Zootoca vivipara (common lizard), 9159 nucleotides. RefSeq names its product alpha-tectorin-like. Lineage: Eukaryota; Metazoa; Chordata; Lepidosauria; Squamata; Lacertidae. The record is from RefSeq and is a predicted model, not a curated record.
AUGCUGCUUAUGCCACCCUCCCUGAGCCAGCCCUCCACCAUGGAGCUGGCUUGGGAGGACGGUGUGAGGAGGACACGACAGCCAUGCACCCUUCGAUCCCAGGCCCUCGAAGUUACCUGCCUCGGUAGGAGCUUCGGGACACAUUUUGUCACCUCCUAUAUGCAGAAUUAUGCAGAGUCUGGCAAGUUUGAGCUGCAGAUCACCGCUUACUCUGACUCGACCACCGUGACAGUCUCUGUCCCUUGCGAAGGCUGCCCACAGCAGGAGAACUUUGAAAGAAGACUCACUGUGGAUAAGGGGAAGAUGGUGCAAGUUGAGCUCCCAAAGUUUGUGGAAAUCAUCGGCAGCAAAGUUUUCUCUAGCGUUGUCCGGAUCCAGUCAGACAAAGAUGUGUCAGUGAUAUCCUUGAGCUCCAAGCCUUACAGCACAGAGACUGCUCUGCUCUACCCUGUGAGCAGUUUAGGGACUGAGCAUUAUGUUGUGGGUCCUGCCAUAGCCCCUGCAGGAUAUUUACAAGAGUUUGCUGUCUUAACCACCCAGGGACCUAAUGUGGUCGAUAUCACCCUGAAGAGCCAGGUGAACUUCAAUGGGAAAACAUACAGUGCAGGAAGUAAACUGAGUGUGACACUAAAUGCUUUCACUGGAGUCCAGUUGCAAGGAAAAGGUGAUCUCUCUGGCACCAGGAUUGUCUCUCAGCUACCAGUGGCUGUCCUGUCCGGCCAUGUCUGUUCGUGGAGGUACACUAAAUGCAACCAUGUCUUUGAGCAGCUCCUGCCUGUGUCCAACUGGGGGAAGACGUUUGUGGCCCCUCCUAUACCUUGGCAGACCAAAACUGACACCCUUUAUGUCUCAGCAUCCCAAGCCACCAGUGUGAACUACCAGAUGGGUACAUCAAAGCAGACGAUAAAACUAGGAGGCGGGGAGGUCAAGCAGAUUCAGAUUUCACCCAAAACCCCAAUCUACCUCUCAGCCGAUGUUCCGGUACAGCUGUUCCUCUAUAGUAAUGGUGCAAGCACCCGGUCUUUUAGUUAUGACACCUUCUUCAUAGGGAUACCAUACAUCGAAAGUUACAGCCUCUCGUACAGUGUGAUUGGGCAGGUCAGCUUUCAGAACUCUAUUCUUUUGGUGGUGAAGAGUCUGGAGACUGGUGGUCUCACGGUGAAUGAGAAGCUCCUGAGCGGAGUGACGUGGAGUCCAGUUCCUGGCUCAGAGUACUCUUGGGGGAGAUAUGACCUGCCAAAUGCACUUGUGCCCUACAUCGUGGCAAACCCCAAGUCCCCUUUUUGCCUCAUCAGUGUGGGCAUUGCAAGUAUGAAUGGAUAUGGGUCGCCUGGUGCCGGCAGAGACCCUGAACCAGAACUCACCUGUAGCAAUGUGCUGUGCCGUAGAGGCAUGGUGUGCAAGAUGAUAAAUGGUCAACCGAACUGUGUGCCAUCCUCCAAUGCUACCUGCUGGGCAAUGGGUGACCCACACUACAAAACUUUUGACGGACGCAAGUAUGACUUCCAAGGCACUUGCACCUACACUUUUGUCAAGACCCGUGCUGAAACCUUUGGACUCCCAUCUUUCCAUAUCUUUGCCAAGAAUGAAAACCGGGGGAACAAAGCAGUGUCCUAUGUUUCAGUGGUGACAACUGAGGUUUAUGGGUACACCAUCACCAUGACCAGAUCAAAAAAUUGUUUUGUAGAGGUCAAUGGUAUCCGGGCACACUUGCCCAUUUAUCUGAAGGAUGGGAACUUGCAAGUUUUGCAGGUUGGCACCUCUGUCAUGAUUUCCACUGACUUCCAGAUGCAAGUAUCUUACGACUGCAAUCACCAUCUCCGCGUCACCAUCAGCAGUGCUUAUCAGGAGGCUGUUGGUGGCCUAUGUGGGAAUUAUAAUGAGAAUCCCAGCGAUGAUUUCGAAACCCCUGCAGGCACCACAGCCCCCUCCGUCCCAGCCUUUGGUGAAAGCUGGGUGGUGACGACUGAUGGCAGCCUUUGCUGGCAUGAUUGCAAUGGGCCUUGUAAGGCUUGUGAAUCCGAUCAGGCCAAGAAGUACGAGUCAGAGGCCUACUGUGGUCUGCUAACCAAGGUUUCCAACGGCCCCUUUGCUUCUUGCCAUGCCAAGGUGCCCCCCACAAUCUACUUUACGGACUGUGUGUUUGACGUCUGCUCCACCAAAGGCAACAAACAGUCCUUGUGUGAUAUCCUGGCAGCCUAUGCCAAUGCCUGCCAGAACGAGGGUGCCCAGAUUGGUGACUGGAGAAGGGACUCUGGCUGCUAUCUGGAGUGUCCUCCGAACAGCCAGUACCAAAUCUGCGGAACAGCCUGCCCAGCCACCUGCAUGGAUGACCAAGCUCAAGGGCCAAAGCUCUGCCCAGCUGUGUGCGUCGAAGGCUGCCAGUGCCUUGCUGGUUUUGUGCAGAGCCAAGGAUCCUGCAUCCCCAAGAGCAGCUGCGGUUGUGUGUAUGAAGGGCGCCCCUAUGCCCCCAAUGAGGCUUUCUGGGCAGAUGACAUGUGCCGGAAGCGUUGUGUGUGCAACCCGGCCAGGAGGGUGGUGGAGUGUGCAGAUAGUGCUUGCAAACCAACAGAACGGUGCCAAGUGGUCAAAGGCGUGCGGGGAUGCUAUCCAACUGGGAACAGCACCUGCUCUGCAUCUGGGGAUCCCCACUACUGGACCUUUGACAAAAAGAGAUUUGAUUUCCAAGGGCCCUGUGCCUACGUGCUUGCUGAGGUUUUCAACAGACCCCAGGAACUGGAAGGGUUCAGCGUCUAUGUUCAAAAUGAACACCGGGGGAAUGCUGCUGUGACCUGGACCCGGAGUAUUCAAGUCAACAUCUAUGAUGUUGAGAUUAUAGUCAGCAGGCAACAUCCCGGCAAAGUCUUGGUCGACGGCUUGCUCACCUUCCUUCCCUAUAGUGCAGCUGGAGGAAGAAUCAAGUUAUAUAGGAAGGCCCAGGAUGCUGUGAUUGACACUGACAUUGGCCUUGUGGUGACCUGUAACUGGAACGGCGAGGUAUCAGUCACGGUGCCCAACACCUAUGCCAACACCCUGCGUGGCCUGUGUGGAAACUUCAAUGGGAACCCUGCAGAUGAUGGCCUUGUGCCUGGGAGCAUCCUCACUCCCGAUAGGCCAGUAUUUGGCGGCAGCGGAUUUGAGAGCAUUGACCCCAAAUGCAAGGAGAUAGCGGACCCCAAAUGCCCAGGGAUGGAAGAAUUAGCAGCCCAGCAGCGUGCAGCAGGCCAGGAAUGUGGGCUUAUUCUGGCCAAGGAUGGGCCCUUCCGGGAAUGCCACGGCCAGGUUGACGAAGAGGGCGCCUUCCAAGAUUGUAUUUAUGACUUUUGUUUCACCAAGGGACGCUAUGCCUUCUUGUGCGCAGCCAUCGCUAGCUAUGCCACAAACUGCCAAGCUGUUGGGGUCACCAUAUACCCCUGGAGGUCUGCAACCUUCUGCCCCCCACCCUGUCCGUUAAACAGUCACUAUGAACAUUGUGCCAAGGCCUGUGACCAGACCUGCAGCAGCCUGCAUGUCCCGCCUCAAUGCCCAGAGAAGUGUGAGGAGGACUGUGUGUGCAAUGAGGGCUUUGUCAGGAGCGCUGACACUUGUGUCCCUAUGUCUGAGUGUGGAUGCUUCUACAAGGGACGCUACUAUCCAGCCUUGGAAUAUUUCUAUCCAACUUGCGAGGAACGUUGCAGGUGCGAGGCCGGUGGAAACGUGGUGUGUCAUACCGCUCCCUGCACCCCCAAUGAAGAAUGCAAAACAGUGGAAGGGUACCGCAAGUGCUACCCAGUUGGAAACGCCACCUGCUCGGUUGUUGGUGACCUCUAUCUGUCCUUUGAUGGUGGGAUCAUUAACUUCCAGGGCACCUGCACCUACUUCUUAACCAAGCUGCAGAAGCCGAACGAGAGCUUGAAACCCCUAGCUGUUAUUGUCAAGAAUGAGCCUUGGGGUAAUGGGAAGAUCACACUUCCCACGAUGGUCUCUGUGGAGGUCCUUGGCGUUCAGCUUACGCUGCUGAGGAACAAAUGGGGAGUAGUGCUGGUGGAUGGAGUAUCGCAACACCUCCCUGUGAAUCUUUUUUCUGGGCAUCUCAGAAUCUUUCAGCAUGGGGUCAGUAUCACAAUAGUCUCCACCUUUGGCUUUGCACUGACCUAUGAUCAGUUUUCCCACGUGAGGCUCACUAUUCCCAGCAUCUACCAGGACUACGUAGGCGGCUUGUGUGGGAACUACAAUGGAGACAAGAGUGAUGAUCUCCAGCUCCCUGAUGGCACCGUGGUCACUGAUGUGAAUAAAUUUGCUGCUGCCUGGAAAAUUCCAGUUGUGGGCGUAUCAUGCACAGAUGGGUGUGUUGCAGAGGGCUGCGCAGUCUGUGAGGAGGAGAAGAAAGAAGCUUUCAAACAGCCCAGCUCCUGUGGGCUCCUCACUGCAUCCAAUGGUCCAUUCAGUGCGUGCCAUGCCAUAGUGAAGCCCGAGCCAUAUCUGGACAACUGCAUCAAUGACCUGUGUGUAGGAGGUGGUGACCAACAGAUCCUGUGCCACAGCCUCCAGAGCUACAUGAAAGCCUGCCAGGAGGCCAGGGUCCCUAUUGAGCCUUGGAGAAGUGCAACCUUCUGCCCCCUGACUUGCCCUGCCAACAGUUAUUAUACCACUUGUUCCAACAUCUGUGAAACCAACUGUGCUGGACUGACUGACCACAUUCGAUGCCCGGAAUACUGUGUCGAGGGCUGCCAGUGUGAUGCUGGCUUCUUCUUUGAUGGCCUCAAAUGCAUCUCCUUGGAAGAGUGUGGUUGCUUUGAGCGUGGCAGAUAUUUCCCGCCUAAUGAACCUGUGGUGUUCAAUGACUGUAAGGAGAAAUGCAUCUGCACUGCAGCUGGAGGGUUCAGUUGUGAGGCCAUCACUUGCCAAGGAGAAGAAACUUGUGAGGUGAUCGACGGCGUCAUGCAGUGCUACAACAAAGAUGUACCACGACCCAGCUGUGCCACUGUAAAGUGCCGAAGAGGCAUGGAAUGCCAGAUGAUGAAUGGUCAACCACAAUGUGUACCAUCCUCUAAUGCUACGUGCUGGGCAAUGGGUGACCCACACUACAACACUUUUGAUGGACGCAAGUAUGACUUCCAAGGCACUUGCACCUACACUUUUGUCAAGACACGUGCUGAAAUCUUUGGACUCCCAUCUUUCCAUAUCUUUGCCAAGAAUGAAAACCGGGGGAACAAAGCAGUGUCCUAUGUUUCAGUGGUGACAACUGAGGUUUAUGGGUACACCAUCACCAUGACCAGAUCAAAAAAUUGUUUUGUAGAGGUCAAUGGUAUCCGGGCACACUUGCCCAUUUAUCUGAAGGAUGGGAACUUGCAAGUUUUGCAGGUUGGCACCUCUGUCAUGAUUUCCACUGACUUCCAGAUGCAAGUAUCUUACGACUGCAAUCACCAUCUCCGCGUCACCAUCAGCAGUGCUUAUCAGGAGGCUGUUGGUGGCCUAUGUGGGAAUUAUAAUGAGAAUCCCAGCGAUGAUUUCGAAACCCCUGCAGGCACCACAGCCCCCUCCGUCCCAGCCUUUGGUGAAAGCUGGGUGGUGACGACUGAUGGCAGCCUUUGCUGGCAUGAUUGCAAUGGGCCUUGUAAGGCUUGUGAAUCCGAUCAGGCCAAGAAGUACGAGUCAGAGGCCUACUGUGGUCUGCUAACCAAGGUUUCCAACGGCCCCUUUGCUUCUUGCCAUGCCAAGGUGCCCCCCACAAUCUACUUUACGGACUGUGUGUUUGACGUCUGCUCCACCAAAGGCAACAAACAGUCCUUGUGUGAUAUCCUGGCAGCCUAUGCCAAUGCCUGCCAGAACGAGGGUGCCCAGAUUGGUGACUGGAGAAGGGACUCUGGCUGCUGUGAGUAUGCAAAGCGAGGCAAGGAAGGGGAUGAAGGGGGCCUUGUUUCAGAUGGGGGUCUUAAAGAUCUGGAGUGUCCUCCGAACAGCCAGUACCAAAUCUGCGGAACAGCCUGCCCAGCCACCUGCAUGGAUGACCAAGCUCAAGGGCCAAAGCUCUGCCCAGCUGUGUGCGUCGAAGGCUGCCAGUGCCUUGAGGGUUUUGUGCAGAGCCAAGGAUCCUGCAUCCCCAAGAGCAGCUGCGGUUGUGUGUAUGAAGGGCACCCCUAUGCCCCCAAUGAGGCUUUCUGGGCGGAUGACAUGUGCCGGAAGCGUUGUGUGUGCAACCCGGCCAGGAGGGUGGUGGAGUGUUCAGAUAGUGCUUGCAAACCAAUAGAACGGUGCCAAGUGGUCAAAGGCGUGCGGGGAUGCUAUCCAACUGGGAACAGCACUUGCUCUGCAUCUGGGGAUCCCCACUACUGGACCUUUGACAAAAAAAGAUUUGAUUUCCAAGGGCCCUGUGCCUACGUGCUUGCUGAGGUUUUCAACAGACCCCAGGAACUGGAAGGGUUCAGCGUCUAUGUUCAAAAUGAACACCGGGGGAAUGCUGCUGUGACCUGGACCCGGAGUAUUCAAGUCAACAUCUAUGAUGUUGAGAUUAUAGUCAGCAGGCAACAUCCCGGCAAAGUCUUGGUCGACGGCUUGCUCACCUUCCUUCCCUAUAGUGCAGCUGGAGGAAGAAUCAAGUUAUAUAGGAAGGCCCAGGAUGCUGUGAUUGACACUGACAUUGGCCUUGUGGUGACCUGUAACUGGAACGGCGAGGUAUCAGUCACGGUGCCCAACACCUAUGCCAACACCCUGCGUGGCCUGUGUGGAAACUUCAAUGGGAACCCUGCAGAUGAUGGCCUUGUGCCUGGGAGCAUCCUCACUCCCGAUAGGCCAGUAUUUGGCGGCAGCGGAUUUGAGAGCAUUGACCCCAAAUGCAAGGAGAUAGCGGACCCCAAAUGCCCAGGGAUGGAAGAAUUAGCAGCCCAGCAGCGUGCAGCAGGCCAGGAAUGUGGGCUUAUUCUGGCCAAGGAUGGGCCCUUCCGGGAAUGCCACGGCCAGGUUGACGAAGAGGGCGCCUUCCAAGAUUGUAUUUAUGACUUUUGUUUCACCAAGGGACGCUAUGCCUUCACGUGCGCAGCCAUCGCUAGCUAUGCCACAAACUGCCAAGCUGUUGGGGUCACCAUAUACCCCUGGAGGUCUGCAACCUUCUGCCCCCCACCCUGUCCGUUAAACAGUCACUAUGAACAUUGUGCCAAGGCCUGUGACCAGACCUGCAGCAGCCUGCAUGUCCCGCCUCAAUGCCCAGAGAAGUGUGAGGAGGACUGUGUGUGCAAUGAGGGCUUUGUCAGGAGCGCUGACACUUGCGUCCCUAUGUCUGAGUGCGGAUGCUUCUACAAGGGACGCUACUAUCCAGCCUUGGAAUAUUUCUAUCCAACUUGCGAGGAACGUUGCAGGUGCGAGGCCGGUGGAAACGUGGUGUGUCAUACCGCUCCCUGCACCCCCAAUGAAGAAUGCAAAACAGUGGAAGGGUACCGCAAGUGCUACCCAGUUGGAAACGCCACCUGCUCGGUUGUUGGUGACCUCUAUCUGUCCUUUGAUGGUGGGAUCAUUAACUUCCAGGGCACCUGCACCUACUUCUUAACCAAGCUGCAGAAGCCGAACGAGAGCUUGAAACCCCUAGCUGUUAUUGUCAAGAAUGAGCCUUGGGGUAAUGGGAAGAUCACACUUCCCACGAUGGUCUCUGUGGAGGUCCUUGGCGUUCAGCUUACGCUGCUGAGGAACAAAUGGGGAGUAGUGCUGGUGGAUGGAGUAUCGCAACACCUCCCUGUGAAUCUUUUUUCUGGGCAUCUCAGAAUCUUUCAGCAUGGGGUCAGUAUCACAAUAGUCUCCACCUUUGGCUUUGCACUGACCUAUGAUCAGUUUUCCCACGUGAGGCUCACUAUUCCCAGCAUCUACCAGGACUACGUAGGCGGCUUGUGUGGGAACUACAAUGGAGACAAGAGUGAUGAUCUCCAGCUCCCUGAUGGCACCGUGGUCACUGAUGUGAAUAAAUUUGCUGCUGCCUGGAAAAUUCCAGUUGUGGGCGUAUCAUGCACAGAUGGGUGUGUUGCAGAGGGCUGCGCAGUCUGUGAGGAGGAGAAGAAAGAAGCUUUCAAACAGCCCAGCUCCUGUGGGCUCCUCACUGCAUCCAAUGGUCCAUUCAGUGCGUGCCAUGCCAUAGUGAAGCCCGAGCCAUAUCUGGACAACUGCAUCAAUGACCUGUGUGUAGGAGGUGGUGACCAACAGAUCCUGUGCCACAGCCUCCAGAGCUACAUGAAAGCCUGCCAGGAGGCCAGGGUCCCUAUUGAGCCUUGGAGAAGUGCAACCUUCUGCCCCCUGACUUGCCCUGCCAACAGUUAUUAUACCACUUGUUCCAACAUCUGUGAAACCAACUGUGCUGGACUGACUGACCACAUUCGAUGCCCGGAAUACUGUGUCGAGGGCUGCCAGUGUGAUGCUGGCUUCUUCUUUGAUGGCCUCAAAUGCAUCUCCUUGGAAGAGUGUGGUUGCUUUGAGCGUGGCAGAUAUUUCCCGCCUAAUGAACCUGUGGUGUUCAAUGACUGUAAGGAGAAAUGCAUCUGCACUGCAGCUGGAGGGUUCAGUUGUGAGGCCAUCACUUGCCAAGGAGAAGAAACUUGCGAGGUGAUGAAUGGCAUCAUGCAAUGCUAUGGGAAAGGUCGUAUAUCUUCAAACUUAUAUUCCCAAGAGUACCACUGCUCCCUGAUGCCCGGAGCUCAACUAUCCACCUUUGAUGGCCUUUCUGGAAAAGUCCCUGCUCCUGGCACCUUUCAACUGACUUCCCUUUGUGACAUCAAGUCAGAUUAUUGGUUCCGUGUGAUUGUGGAGGUUUCGUCAUGUCCACCCAAUGGAGUAGUCACUGCCAACUUGCUCUAUUUCUUCUACAAGGGUCUAUUUAUUACUGUGAAUAGACAGAAGGAGGCCUGGGUGAAUGGGCUGCCAGUUCAGAUCCCAUCCAAAAUCACAGAGUCAAUAAUAUUUAAUCUGGAUGGUGAAGUCAUCACCCUGAGUUCACCUCAAGUUCAAGUAAAACUGAACCUAGCUGGAGGGGUGCAGGUGACUGCUAGUCCAGAUUUGAAAGGACAAGUAUGUGGGGCGUGUGGAAACUUCAACAAUGAUCAGACGGAUGACCUAAUUGGUCCAAAUGAAGUGAAAGUAACUGAUGUUCCUGGGUUGCUGACAUCUUGGACAGCCAGAGAUUUCACCCCCUGUGUGGCGUGA